Lolium perenne is the source of this 1161-nucleotide messenger RNA. RefSeq names its product F-box protein At5g49610-like. The record is from RefSeq and is a predicted model, not a curated record. Lineage: Eukaryota; Viridiplantae; Streptophyta; Magnoliopsida; Poales; Poaceae. Gene Ontology annotation, molecular function: protein binding.
AUGGCGGAGGCCGCAACAGCCGGAGCGAUGCCUCUCCUCCCCGGGAUCCCCGAUGAGAUCGUCAUCUGGGAGGUUCUCGUCCGCCUGCCCCCCAUAUGUCUCCUCCGCUGCCGCGCCGUCGCCCGCUCCUGGCGCCGCAUCACCUUCGCCCACGAUUUCCUCCUGGCGCACCACGGUCGGCAGCCCUCCCUCCCCAUCUUCUCAGGAUUCAGCGGACGCUACCAUAACAUCCUUACCUUCGACCACCAGGCCGCCGACCCCCAUCUCCAACCCGUCGCCCGGCUUGACAAUGACCAGAGCUUAUAUGUCGAGACCUCAUGCGACGGUCUACUCAUCCUCUCCACCGGUAGCAAGAAUGGUGACCACUUCUACGUCUGCAACCCAGCCACGCGUCAGCAUGCUCGCCUCUGGGGACCGCCGGACUUCAGACUAUUCACCCUUUUGGGGAUGUAUCCACACCGCCCUACCAACGAAUACAGAGUAUUAAUGUACCGGAGGAGCAACGACGAGUCGAUUGUCGAAAAUCUGCUGGCUAAUGAUAGAGUUGGCUUCUAUAUCUUCACGCUCGGCUCCGACCGGCCAAGGUACAUUGAGGGGCUAGAGCCGGAGGCAGCGGAAGAUUUGCUAUGGGACACACCUGCCCUGGUCCGUGGGAGCUUGCAUUGGUCUCCAAGGAAGCAUCAGACUGAAAGCAGCCUGAUAUGGGUAUUUGACACCACAGCUGAGUCGUUCCGGCAUAUACGUGCUCCAUGUGAUCCCACUGAGUCAUAUUGCUUUGAAAUAGAUGGCACACUUGGCAUCUAUCGCCUUAACGAUGCAAUGCAAAUUAUUGACAUAUGGGUGUUGCAAAACUACGAAGGUCAAGUCUGGGAGUACAAGUACCGGAUUCAAUUGCCGGAAGAAGAAAUCAAAGGGCUGUUAGGAUGGAGGAAAUAUGAAUUGCAAGUGACCGUGCUGUCCUCGGAUGGUGACGUCCUCUUGCUGCUUGCUCAUGGACAGUGGCUGUUUUACGUUGACACUGAUGGCAAACUGGUUGACAACUUCCUUCAUGAUGGGCAACUAUUAAAUGCUUUUCAAUUUUCUCUCAAACAAACUCUUGUUCCGCAUAACUUCUUCACGGCGCUCGAAAGUUAUGCUGUGAACGCUUCGCCUUUCAUCUGA